AUGGGGGUUGCAAGUCCACCGUCUCAUCCCCCGCUUCCAAAAAAGCCAUCCCUUGCCCCAAAGCCAAAAGCACUUGCUGAAACAUCACAACACAACACACUCAUAGAAGGAGAGAGCAUUGAGAGCAUCUGCAGUUCAUCCUCCUCAGAUGCAAUUACCAAUGACUCCUCUCCUGUAACGCAAGAAAUACAGGUACAGGCUAGUACCCCUGAAACUUCUAAAUCCACUGGCAACCCAAGCAGGCCAACUCCAAAGCCACGGAAGACUAUCAACUUACACGCAAAUGGCACUCCAGGUGAGGUUGCACCUAGUCCUCGACCUCGAGUGCUGCCAAAACGCAAUGCCCCUCAACGAGAAUCAGAACAAUCUACACCUGCAGAAGAGUCAUCUUUAUCAUCGGUAUCCUCAUCAUCCACAUUUCUCAAUGGCAAUGAAAAAGAUGUUACAAAUAGUUCCCCUCCAAAUACUCAGGAGAGACCAAACACACCUGUCAGAAGAUUGACAUUGGGUUCAUCUGAUUUUACUCCUAAGGUGUCUCCAAGAAAUCCUAAAUGGUCUCCUGUACGAAGUCCAUUGCAACGUUCUAAUUCUUCCACAUCAGAUUAUUCUGCUUCUUCUAGCACAAUACUUGAUGUGGAUGUGGACACAAAGUCAGAUAAUCUAACACCAGACACCAAAGCUAAUGGGCAAAAUAUAACAUUGACAGAUACACUGAUAAAAACUGAGAAAAAAGAUGAAGAUGCAAGUUCCAGUGUGCCUACACAUAGGCCAAAGCCAAAUGUUAGUCCUAAAAAGCCUAGUCUUGCUCUACUCUCGAAGAGAAAGACUGUGUCUUCCAUAGGUCACAUUUCUUUAGAUAAAGAUAAUGAAAAGUUACCUUCUGAGAAUGGCAAAAAAGCAGUACCUCAGCGCCCAUCUUUGCCACCAAAGAGACUUUCUGCAAUACCUAUUCAAAAUGGCUCAUCUUCCCAAUCAACUGGGAAAUCAAAAUCUCAUGCACAGGAAUUGCCAAAGGAGGAUCCUCCACAAAGUAAUGGCAAUAAAACACAAGAGCUUUCAGAAGAUGUGUCUUCCAGUAGUGAAUCAACGAACAAUAACUCGCCAGCAACCAAGGAAAGUGCUGAGCAAAAUAGUACUGUUAAAUCAACAAAAUGUGAGUCAACUUCUGUAACAACUUCAGGAACUAACAUCGAUAAACCUGCAGAGGACUCGAAGGCACCUCCGAUUCUCCCCAGGAAAGCUAUCCUUCGCAAUCCUGUAGCACCACCAAGACGUGUUAAGAGUAUGUCCGAGAGUGAUCCUAACUCUGAAUUGAGUACUGAUAUGAAAAGAAAUGGUGGUUUUAAUAAUGAGAGGUCUUGCCAACAGAAGUCACUUGAGAGCCAAACAAAAUUGCAGAGCGAAGGGGAAGAGAAAAGUGAAGACAAUAGUAACACCGAAAGGAGUACUCUGAAGAGAAAUAGGAGAGCGGUGAAGUCUUGUGAUCCACUAGCUUUAGAGAAUGUGAAGCCUUCCAAGGAUAAACCAAAUGUUCCUAAUGGUGAGGUUCAACAGAAAUCAAAGCCACCAAGGCCUCCUCCACCAAGUAAACCUUCAGGACUGAUUCAUCAAACAUCGCUUCAAGGGCCACCUCCUAGACCAAAACCAAUCAGAGCCAAAACCAUUGAUGUAACAUCACAGGUGAAUGAAAACUUCAAAUCAACAUCAAAUAAAACACACAAUCGAAACUCGCCAUUAAGAAGCAAGAAAAUAAACCAGGUCACCUGUGAAAAGUUUGACUAUUCGGAUUGGGAAAUUGUUGAUAUAACACCCCAACAAAAGCAGAAGAUUGAUGAAAAGGGAAGAGAAAAAAUUAUUUCCAGUGAGUUCUUUGAAGAUGUGGCAGCUCAGAAGUCAAAGAGGGAUGCUGAAAUUGAACCAGAGUUAAAACAAUCAUCAUCAAAGAAAUCUAAUAAUGAACAACUAAAACAACCUAACCAAUUGUCUAAAGGACAAGAGACCAUACUGACAAAAGUAUCAGAACCAGAAACUGAAAAGCAACCAGAAGGAGAGGCAGUGUCCCAGCUAAAGCUAAGAAAGUCACGACCUCCUGUACCAGCUCAAAGAAAUUCCAUUGAGGGAAGCCCUGUUCACAAACCAUUCUCUACCUCUGUCCUUGAAGAAAAGGAUGUAAGUUCCAAUGAUGGCAACUCCCAGGAGAUCAGUGGACGUCCUUUGAGCCAAGGAAGUCCUAUAAAUGGACGUUCUCCGAACUCGUCUCCAAAGAAGAUGCUGAAAGACAGGGGAAGAGGCUCCUCUCCAAGGAGACCUAGUUGUCCCCCGCCUCCUCCACCUGGUGUACCUCAAACAAAUGUUGCAACACCGCGUGCACACUCACCAUCUCCAAAGAUAACACCAGCUCAGCUGAAGUCUCCAACUCCUCCAGAACUUUCUCCAGCCAUCAAACCAAAGAGACCAGCUCCUCCAAGACCAAAUGCUCCUCCAGUCAAAAUGUCUCCAAAUAGCCGUAGUAAUUCACCUAAGCCUGCUCUGCCCCAAAACAAUGAUGCUGAGGAAGACCAAACCAACAUUUACUCCGAAGCAAAUGUUAACUUCCAGAACAGGGAUGAUGAUGAUGAUGAAGAUUCAGAAACAUCCAGUAGAGACCAUGAUUAUGAACUUAUCCCAGAUCCCAGGAGGACACUUACCAGAAACUCAGAGCCAACCUCAUGCAGUGAUGGAGAAACAAGAAAAGACAGCUCUAGUAGGGCGAGUGGGUACAUUGAUGAUGGAUUAUACUUAGAACCCAACCAAAGAGAAGAUGAGGAACUUAAUGAUAAUGAGUAUGUGUAUCCCGAAUUCAUGCCUGCAAAUAACAUUCCAAUCUCACCCCCUACACCCCCUCCUAACCCUGAACUAGACCCUGUUUUUACCCAAGAACACCCACCUGUGGUACCUAAAAAUCGUCUCUCAUCUGGAGCUAAGAGGAAAGCACCUCAAAAACCCAAGAGAUCUCCCAGUGUUCAAUCUGAUGCAUCUUUUGAUAGCCAUAGUUACUAUGACAUGACUGGUGGCAUGGAGCACAUUGAAAGGACUCACAGAUCACCAUCAGACCGGAGUGGUGGGAGCCUGACUGAUAGCAGUGGUAAUGAAGAUGGAUCUUUAUCAGAUGACUUUGAUGAUGAUGAGGGGAACUAUGCUGGAGUUGCUGAUCUCCAUGACAGUGAGGACGGCUUUGACGAGUUUGAGCUCCCGGAGGCUCGUAAGAGGUUACAGAGUCUUGGGAGAAAGGCUCAGAAAGCAUUCAUGGUUGCAAAGGAGAUUAAAGACUCAGAGAAGGUGUUUGUUGAUGUCUUGAAACUACUCAAUGUGGACUUAAGGAAGGUUAUUGAUGAUAGUAGUUCAAAGAAUGGAGGCAAGCCGGUGAUAGAGAAAGCAGCAUUGGAUCAGAUUAUUGGUCAUCUACCACAACUUCAGAAAUUCAAUGAAGAUCUCCUUACUGAUCUUGAAACAAGAAUACGCAAUUGGUCUACUAAUCCAAAGAUAGCAAACAUCUUUCUCACCAAAGGCCAUUUCUUGAAGCUCUAUUCUCAGUAUAUCCAGGCUUUUGAACGGAUUACUGCAGCCUUUGAUGAAGCUUGUAGUAAGAAUCCAAUCUUUACACAGGUUGUGAAGGAAUUUGAGAUGAGUGAACGAUGUAGGAAUCUAGCGAUCAAGCACUACAUGUUGAAACCAGUACAGAGGAUACCACAGUACAAAUUGCUACUAACAGAUUAUUUGAAACAUUUGGAUACAGACUCGGAGGAAUUCAAAGAGACAAAAGAUGCCCUUGCCAUAGUGAGUAUGGUAGCAAGCCAUGCCAAUGAGAGUAUGAGACAAGGGGAUAACUUUGAAAAACUGUUAGCUAUCCAGCACAGUCUGAUUGGCAGUCAAGAGAUUGUCAAACCAGGCAGGAGACUUGUCAAGGAAGGAGAACUUCUGAAGAUGUCAAGAAGAGUUAAUCAACCAAGAAAAUUCUUCCUGCUGACUGAUGUUCUUCUUCACACAACACAAUUGCCGACUGGUCAAUAUAAACUAAACAAUGAUCUUUCUCUGGCAGGUAUGAAGGUUAAUCGAUCAAGCCAAGAGGAUAGCUAUGAACUGGAAAUUAUCAGCGUUCAGAGAUCAUUCACCCUCCUUGCUGCGUCAAAGGAGGACUGUGAAGCCUGGUACAAUGCACUGACCAAGACAAUUGAUGAAUAUGAGAACAAGAAAAGCACCUUUGACCAGAACAAACCAGAACAUAAAGGUUUGACUGAGGGUGAUACAUCAAGUCUUGGACGUAAAGCACCCUUAUGGAUACCAGACAGUAGAGUUACCAUGUGUAUGAUCUGUACAAGUGAAUUCACUAUUACAUGGAGAAGACAUCAUUGUAGAGCAUGUGGAAAGGUGACAUGUGGCCAUUGUUCCAAGAACAAAGCACCAUUGAUGUAUCUAUCUGACAAAGAAGCCAGAGUGUGUGAUAAAUGUUAUGAAACACUGGUCCUAUCUCAGCAGAAAGAUGGGCAAGAGAGAAAGGAGAGAACCAAAAAUAAGACGAAUAAAGCCAAGAGAAAAAAAUCUAACAGACAACCUGUCAGAUCUACUGUUUUGCAGGUUGGUGCAAGGGACGAAUCUAAUUCUUCAAUGAGUGGAUAUCUUUGGUUGAGGGUGAAGAAGAAAGAUUGGAAGAGAAUGUGGUAUCGCAUCAAAGACAAGGUUCUCUAUACUUAUAAAGCAAGUGAAGAUGUUGUAGCUCAAUCUACUACACCACUACUUGGCUAUGCUGUCUGCGUUAUUAAUGAGACAUUUGAAGGUUUUGAACCAGGUUUGAUUCUGCAACUCACCCAAGGAAGAAUGAAACAUAUUCUUAGAUCAGAGACACCUGAAGCGUGUGCAAGAUGGAAUGAGGCCAUGGUGGAAGCCAGUUGUUUGGAUUGAUUCGUCAGGUUUAGUCAGUUUAAAAAGCAAUUCACCUGUGUGUUGUAUCUGUACCUCAAAGAAGGGACCAAUUAAUAACAUUGAAAUUCCAAUAUUGUAAUUUAAUGAAAACUGUAUUGAUAAUUAGCUUGAUUUCUUAUGUAAUAAAUAAUUCAUUUGUUAUAGAGAUCACCAAUAUUAUGUGCUAUAUAAGUACAAUAUUAUUAUUAGGCAUGCAAAAAGAUGUAAUGAAUGAAUCUCAUUGUGAAUACUUCACUAGGUGUAAUAUUCAAUAAAUUGUCUUGCCUAUUUUGAUAACUGAAAUUAUUGUAGCGUAAUUUAUACAGAUGAAAAAGAAGUGUCCAUUUUCUGUUAUUCUUAGCCAAAGGUCAAAUAUAUCCUGAAUGUUAGCACUUUAUGUUGAUGAAAUGGAAUAGAAAUUGAUUCUAUCUUUAGAUCAAAUAUUCAUUGGGUUUUUUAAUUUCAUAUUUUCUGUGCAGGGCUCAUUUUUGCAGCUGUAUAUUUUCUAUGCAACUGUAUCAUUCCAGGAGGACAUAUUGUGGUUGAUUUUAUUUCUAGUUCUGAAUAGACUCGUCAAUUUUUAGCAUGUAAAAAUAUGGUUGUAUUGCAAUAAUUGCUUUCUGCGUUAUUCCUAUGUGAACUAAAAAGAAGGCAUAAGGCACGCUAUUUGAGAUGUAUUGAGGGGGGGCCAAUGCUGGCCCCCCACCUUCUGAUCUCAGCCGCUGUUCACGCGCGCGAUCACGAUGAAAUUUGUGGCACGCACAUUCUUCACCACAUAACUACAAGCUAGUAUUAAAAAGAAAGAAUUUUUAUAUUUAUUGCUAAUAAAAAAUAUGCAAAUUCAUGAAAAAUAUUUGCAUAUUUAACACCCAAUUUCACUUCAAAUUUUCUUUUUUGCAGAUGUCACCUUUGUAAUCUUAUUUAAAGGUUUCCAAAAAGAAAAAUUGCGAUGGCCAAAUUUUUCCUUAUAUAUUUCUUUGUUUUUAUUAUUUCUUAUGUAUUUUUCUUUGUCAUUUUUGGUUUUUCAUUGAUUUUUCAAUGAAAAUUAUUAUAGGCAACUUAACAACUAAAUUACACCCUAUAAUUAGAAAGAAAAAUAAUCACCUUUUAUGAAUUUCAUCUCCCGUAGACUUUGAACACAAAGUAUAAAAAUGGGGCAUUUUCAGCUUGACAUUGUCUCUAAAAAAGUCAUGCGACCUCGCGAUGCUAUACCCAAAUGUCACGAAUUUAAAAAGAACAGUACAUUUUGGGGUGCUAUCUUUUAGCGUUUUGGAAAUAUCGCGCGAAGCGUCGGGGGGCAUCAUGCCCCCUUCCAGUCUUUCUAGGGUUAACACAGAUGUGAAAACGAUAACUUAAAAAGGCCUGACUUGACAUUCAUGCGUUUUGUAGGUUUUGGAUACGGAUCCGAUUUAUGUUCUACAUCAAGUGAAUCAAACUUGCUCAUUUAACUUUAAACAGUUUGGGCUAUUUUGAAAAUUGCAUGGCCUGGGGGAAGGGGAUGG
Messenger RNA from Lytechinus variegatus (green sea urchin), 6440 nucleotides. Its product is annotated as FYVE, RhoGEF and PH domain-containing protein 6-like. Gene Ontology annotation, cellular component: cytoplasm. The record is from RefSeq and is a predicted model, not a curated record. Lineage: Eukaryota; Metazoa; Echinodermata; Echinoidea; Temnopleuroida; Toxopneustidae. Bases 1 to 4938 code for a protein of 1645 amino acids. Gene Ontology annotation, molecular function: metal ion binding; guanyl-nucleotide exchange factor activity. The transcript has 19 exons.